This is a messenger RNA of Anopheles aquasalis, 596 nucleotides long. Its product is annotated as Replication protein A3. Gene Ontology annotation, molecular function: DNA binding. Gene Ontology annotation, cellular component: nucleus. The record is from RefSeq and is a predicted model, not a curated record. Gene Ontology annotation, biological process: DNA replication; DNA repair; DNA recombination. NCBI's taxonomy places the organism in Eukaryota, Metazoa, Arthropoda, Insecta, Diptera, Culicidae.
CGGAAAUGGAGUGAAAAUCGUGAAAAUAGAGGUUUUUGUGUAAAGUAAAGACAAAGAAAGGCGUUUCAUUUAAUGGGUUUAAGAUCUGAACGGCGGAACGUGGCCCCGUGCUUCAGCGAAUGAUCCGAUUGGUGUUCUGGAAAGUUGUGAAAUAAUGCCCCAAGGGUGGCCCGUAUGGAAACAAAACAGGAUUGGUGCAGAGAGUGUGAAAAAUGGACGCUGAGCGAUUCGAACCACGUACAAUCGUAAAUGGAGCGCUUCUGAAGAAGCACAUCGACGAGCAAAUAAGUAUUCAUCUUAAGAUUGAUCGAUGUGACGAUGGAAGCAGAUCGUUGACUGGGAAAUCAACCGAUGGUCUUACUGUUCAGGUGUUCUUUCCUGAUCCGUUGAUGGGUCUUACCGCUGGGUGGAUGGAAGUGAUAGGCAUAGCUGCACCGAAUAAUAUCGUUCGAGGUAAAGAACUCGUCACGUAUUUCGACUGCCAGGAAAAGAUAGAGGAGUUUGAUGUGAGCGGUCAUAAUAUGUUGUGUACAUUGCUAUCCGUUUGCAAAGAUCCGUUUACAACUGGUUCAUCAAUAUAAAAUAUGAAACAUAAA